This is a messenger RNA of Sungouiella intermedia, 2301 nucleotides long. The record is from the annotation of a GenBank genome assembly. NCBI's taxonomy places the organism in Eukaryota, Fungi, Ascomycota, Pichiomycetes, Serinales, Metschnikowiaceae.
AUGUCUCAGUUCAAAGAGUUUGAGGGUGAGUUCCAGCCAGUAAGAAAGUCCACACUAUCAGAGAUUCGGGCCGAUAAAUUUCUUCUGCGGCUCAAUCGUGAACGACAGUUAAAAAGAGAUGAAGAUGGUCAAAAGCCUGUUGCUUCUCCGAACAUGCCAAACAACGUUAUUAUGUCGAAACAGGAGAUUCUUCUGAAAGAGCUGGUACCUCCAGACUUAACUGCUCAAGUUCCCAAGAAACGGAGGAUUCAAUUGGUUGGAACAAACAAACUCAAGAAAAAAUUGGAUAAGCCAAAGACCUCGAAAAGGAAGGUGAUGUUGGUGGGUACUAAAGCAUUGAAUGAAAUGCUAGACAGAAAGAUCGAACAAAAGAAACAGCACAUCAACCCCGUAGAUGUGGAUGAUAUGCCUGUGAAGAGGCUGAGGAUUAUGUUAAUUCCGUUUCCACAAUCUGAAGCGGAGUCUGAUGAUGAGUUUGUUGAUGCAUCUCUGCAAUUCCAUGAGAUAGAUAAACAUGAAAUGGAGAAAUUGAAACCAACACAGAAUGAGGACACCACUCGUGUAGAGGUAGAAGCAUCUGAUUCAGAUGCUUCAAGGGAGGAUUUCGAAACCGCUGCUGCUGAACCAGAUACCCUCCGAUUCGUGGACGAUGAGGAUAGUUUGAAUAUGGAAGUCAGCAAUGAGAAAUUGGAAGCAAAGCACGAAGAAAAUGAAUUGUCUGGUGACGAGAAAUAUCGAGAUGGUAUUGAUGUCGAUGAAGACGUCAAUAAAGAUGUCAAUGAAGAUAUCAAUGAGGAUGUCAAUGAGGAUGUCAAUAAAGAUGUCAAUGAAGAUGUCAAUGAAGAUGUCAAUGAAUCCAACGGUUCAGAUGAUAUUCAGGACUGUCCAAUCACUGCUUCUGAUAUUGAAACAAUGAAGAAGAUCAUCAAACCACAGAUAUCUGGGUUAGAAUUUCCUCUUCUACACAAAUCUUCGCUUCACGCACCUUACAAGGAGAUAUAUUCUAUUCUAGAACACACCGUCAAAGAUUUGGAAGGACAUUCAACACUCUUAGUUGGUCCAAGAGGCUCAGGAAAGACGUAUAUUGUUGACAGAGCCCUUUCACUUCUUCGAGUGAAGCACGAAAACCUGUUCAUUACCGUCAAGUUGAAUGCCCUUCUUCAUUCAGAUGAAAAGUUGGCUAUCCGAGAAAUUGCGAGACAGUUGGAUAACCACUCUCGUCUAGUCAAUGGCGAAGACAACUCGCGCACAUUUGAGCAGAGAGCAAUCAAUGAUACUUUCACUAAUAUCUUGCUCACACUUGACAGUAAUGCCCCGGGAAAGCCUCAAGAAGACAUUAAGGAGAGGUAUGUGCCAGUGAUAAUUGUAAUUGACGAGAUUGAAAAGUUCACUGGAGGGGCAAAGCAGACUUUGCUUUACAAUCUUUUCGAGCUAUCACAAAGCUCAAGGGUUCCUAUUUCGGUGAUUGGUAUUUCUACGAAAAUUACUACAAGAGAGCUCCUUGAAAGAAGAGUUAAGAGUAGGUUCAGUCAGCGAAUCAUUUCCAUUCUACGGCCAUCAACCAUCGAGGAAUUCUGGAAUAAUGUGAUGCUUAACUUGACGGUCGCACCCAAAGAUACAGCCAAAUUCACAAAUCCCAGCUACGCCCAGCAGUGGAAUCUGCAUGUUCAGACAUUAUAUUCUUUGCCCAGUGGGUUGAAAAAGGUGAUUUAUAAAAUAUUUUACACCACCAAGAACUAUAAGGAUGUUUUUACUUGCUGCCAGUUACCAGUGGCCAGUAUCACUGUCAAAGAACCGUUUCCGCAGUCAGACAAAUUCGAAAUAUACUUGAAUCAGUUGUCUCCCGGAUAUGCCCAGUCCAUAGUGGAAUCGCUUUCGAAUUUGGAAUUGCUUCUAACAAUAGCAGCGGCUAGGUGGAUAGAGAAAGUGGAUGUGCCUCUGGUGAACUUCAACUUGGCUUACAAAGAAUAUGCGGACAUGAUGAAACAGGCAAAUAUCGAAGCAACAGCCGCUUCGACCAAUUCAGCAUCGGCAGACAGUACGAUCUUCUCAAGCUUCAAAGUGAAGCAAAAAGUUCGGUCAUCCAAGGUCAUGAGGGACUGCUGGGCAAAUCUCUACCACAUGGGAUUAUUAUUUGACCUUAUCACCAGUAAUAAUGAGGUCAAUGUCAACAACAACUACAACAUGUACAAGAACAUGGUGAUCGAGGACUCUAAAAUGCUCCAGCUAGAUAUAUCCUUGGAGGAGCUCGGGCUGCUAAUUCCUGACCUGGAAUCGUACAAAAAGUUGACUAAAUUGUAA